AUGUUUGCAUUUGAAUAAGCUCAUAAUUGCUUUUUGGCAAUAAACCUUUUGAGAUCUUUUGACUCAAGAAGUUUUUCAACAUUAGAGAAAAUAAACUACAAGAUUAAUGAAGCCUAUCAAAUCUAUCUAAUCUUAAAAGUUAUUCAAGAUAGAAGAAAAUACUAAAAUGGAUACAAACACAAAUAAUAUGGUGUAGUUUUAGAUGAAUAAUAAAUAUUAAAAGGCUCCUAUUAAAAUGGAAGUAUUCCAGAUUAUAUAGGGGAAGACAAUAUUGAACCAGAUCACUUUAUUCAAGAUGUUAUGGAAUUUUGGAGGUCAUUUCUUGGAAAUAAUCAUAAGCUAGAUGUGAAAAGUAUUAAAGAAAAAAGUGACAAAGUUGCUGAAAGAGUCUUAUAAGUUCAAUAGCUAUUUCAGAAAAUUAACUUAAUCUCUAAAUAUGCAGACUAAAAGCUGUAUCAUUGCUAUGCUCUUGUUUAAAAACUUUUAAUUAAUGACAUAUAGAGCUAUGAGCUUUAUAUGAACAAGAUGAAAAGUCUGAUUAAUAUGCAACUACUAUUCAAAAAUAACAAUAAGUAAUUUUACUCAGAUACAGAUUUAGGAGUAGUUCUUGUUAACUCAUUUAGUCCAGAUUUCGGAAAAAUUAUAAGUGCUAAUUAAAUUUUAAUGAAAGUUUUAGGAUUUACUCCUGCUGAUUUGAAGCAUGCAAGAAUUUCUGCUAUUCAACCUAAAAUUGUUAAAGAAAACCAUGUAAAGUUUGUAAAUAGGUUUGUUCAAACUGGAGAUUCAAAUUUGAUACAUUCUAACAGUAAUCUUUUUGCUAUCCAUAAGAAUGGCUAUGCAGCACCAUACCAGAUAAAUGUUUUGUGCCAUUAUUCAUUAAAGCACGGUCAUACUCUAAUUGUCUUCGUUUCACCUAUAUUUGAGAUAUAGUUAUAAAAAAACGGCCCAAAAAUGUCUCCUUAUGACUUAAUGUACUUUUUAACAGACAAAAAUGGAGUUAUAUAAGAAGUAUCUGAAAAAGUUUAUCAAAUUCUAGGAAUAACACCCAAACAUUUGAAUACAUAUGAAGUGAACGGGGAGGAAGGAGAUUAUUUGAAUAUUUCUGAUAUCAUCCCAGAUCUAACUCUUAAAAAUUUGGAAAAUAAUGUAGAUUCUGAACAAAAAGAUAAAUCAAACGUUUUCGAGUUCUAUUUUAAUCUAGAUCUUGAAGUUAUGAAUAACUUAAAAUACUAAAAUUAAAAAGAUUUUGCAAAGUCUAGAAAAAUUAAAGCACUAGCAGUAAUGUUUCAAGAAAUAUUUUCUUUGGGAAUAUGCUAAAUGAAUAUAAUUGCUGUUUAGCUAUUUGUUUGUAAUAAUGAUCACAAUAAGUUCUGUAAAUUUAUCUCUAACUAAAAAAACUUCAGACAAUCUGUCAGUUCAAAUAAAAACUUUGAUGCACAGCUACUAAAGGAUUGA
Messenger RNA from Stylonychia lemnae, 1455 nucleotides. The record is from the annotation of a GenBank genome assembly. Lineage: Eukaryota; Ciliophora; Spirotrichea; Sporadotrichida; Oxytrichidae.